GACCCAUGAAAUGUAACAUCCCCUUACAGGAUGCAGGAGUUUACAACCUUGACUUUCACUCUUGGCAGAGGAUUAAAAAAUGUGAUAGUGAUUCCAUGUCUUUCGAUAUCCAGAAAUCAUUGCACUCUGAAAAAGAACCAAGACAAUGAGUGGGAACUCCAAGAUCACAGUUCGUUUGGCAUUCAAGUCAAUGGGCAUAGGAUAGGGAAAGGCAAUACAUGGAAACUUGCACACAAUGAUGUAGUCACACUUGAGCCAAAUGAAUUCAUAUAUAAAUUCAUUGACCCUGCCUCUCACAUAUUUGAAGUACCAAAAAAGAGAAGAAAACUUAAUGAUGGAAAUGGAGAUGAUCUUUUAAAGGAUGUUAAGAUAAAAUUUGAAGAAUCACAGAGCUAUGAAAUAAAACAUUUAGAAGAAAAAAUUCUUAGUACAAAACAAAGACAGGAAACUUCUAAGAUGUUAAAAGUGCAAUUACAAUUAGAUAUGGAUAGAAAAAUGCAACAGCUUGAAAAUGACUUUGCAAUACAAAUAGAAAAUUUAAAAGGGGAGAAACUAGAGGUGGAAUCUCAGAAGGUCAAGUUGAUUGAAGAACGAGAUAUACAGUUGGCUUCUGUUAGAGACGAAAUGGAAGGAAAAAUUAAAGAGCUGAUGGAACAAAUUCAGAAACACAACGCAACAGAGUCAGAACUUCUCAAAGAGAACAAUCAGCUAAAAGAGAAAUUAUUAAAAGAGCGUGAAGAGUUCCUCUCUGAACUGAGUAGAGAAAAUUCCUCUAAACAGGACAUGUUGGAGAAGUUAGAAGCCAAAAUGCUGGAACAGGAGGAGAUUCGACUAAGAGAAAAGCAAGAACUGGAAGAACAGUUGCGUAAAGAAACGGAACUGAUUAAAUUGGCUAAAGAACAGGAACUCAGGAAUUUAGAAGAUCAAAAGAAGCAACUAGAACAAGAGCUUAUAAAAGAACUGAACGACAUAAAAAAAAAUUUGGCUCAGCAAAUUGAGCAAACAGAGCAGGAAAGGCUCAAGGCCCAAGUGACGUUGAACACGCGAGUUGAAGAGCUGAAGAAAGUCAGUGAAGACGAAAAAAUGAAAAUGGAACAACUUCUCCAUGAAAAGGAGUCAAAACUGACAGAACUUGCUGAGGCAGAAGCAAAUGCGGAAAAAGAGAUGAAAGAACUCAAGGAAAAAAUAAGAGAAAGAGAAAUUGAGCUAGCUUCACUGGCUGCAGAAAUGAUACAAAAGCAGGCAGAACAGUCCGGUGGAGUGAUAAGUUCAUUACAGGAACAAUUGGCAAAGACGAAAUCCCAACUACAGUCACUUGAAAGUGAAAAGAACACAUUGCUGAAUAGUCUAUGUUCCAACAACGCCGGCCAGGGUACUUCCAAGCAGGGCACAAUGGAGGAAGUAGGCGAAUUAAUGGAGAGUGAACUGCAGUGCAGCAUUUGUGCCGAAUUGUUCAUAGUCGCCACUACUUUGAACUGCUCGCAUACGUUUUGCAAAUAUUGCAUCACAAUGUGGAAGAAGAAGAAAAAAGACUGCCCUAUUUGUCGCGCCAAAAUAACAUCACAAUGUAGAAGUUUAGUUCUCGAUUCGUUCAUAGAAAAAGCGAUACAAAAAUCGGAAGAAAUGAAGAAAAGAAGAGAAGAAAUGCUCAAAGAUAGAGAAGAACUCGAGGCCGAACUCGCAACAUCGAACUACGCGGAGGCCUAUAGCCGAAGAAGAAGCUUCAGCUUCAGCUCGUACUCCAGCGCCGAGGAGGACACGGACUUCCUGGAAUACUACCCCGAUUACUACGGCGCGGAGGGGGACUUCGGCCGCGACUACUAUCUCGUCAAUAGUGCAUCCGACGAAUUCGAUUCCGAUGACUCCGAGUCGGCUGCCACUGGCGCAGAUGCCGCUACCGGCUCCGCCGCAGUUGUCGGCGCUUCGGGCGGUUCGUCUUCCGCCCAGGGGAGCGCUACCGAUGCCACUCCAGCCGCAUCGGGUGUAUCAAAUAAUACAACAGGGCGGUCAAACAAUACUGGUAGUCGGCCGCGACGCCGUGGGGUCGUCCCAGGCCUCCCCGGCGCCCCCUAUGGCGGCUACGGGCGCUGCUACAACUGCAACACACGAGGCCACUGGGCCCCCGGCUGCCCAUUCCGCUAACAACGCAACCCCAUAGACUUUUUUGACUGUUUCUUAUAUACAACGGUGGUAUUUUCCACACUGACCGUUUUUUCAAGCGGUAAUUACGUAUAUAAACACCAAAUAAAUUAAUUCUGCCUAUAAUAUAGACAGACACAAGAUUUUUUAUUACACAUGGUAUAAUGUAUGAAUGAUAAUACUAUCACUUACCUCUUUUGCGUUAAAAAAUUCCGCUUAGGCGCCGCGCAAAUGUGUGUCUUGUGUUGGAUACAAGCAAC
This is a messenger RNA of Hyposmocoma kahamanoa, 2399 nucleotides long. RefSeq names its product E3 ubiquitin-protein ligase RNF8-like. The record is from RefSeq and is a predicted model, not a curated record. Lineage: Eukaryota; Metazoa; Arthropoda; Insecta; Lepidoptera; Cosmopterigidae. Gene Ontology annotation, biological process: ubiquitin-dependent protein catabolic process; double-strand break repair; protein K48-linked ubiquitination. Gene Ontology annotation, molecular function: ubiquitin protein ligase activity; zinc ion binding; nucleic acid binding. The coding region runs from base 31 to 2142 and encodes 703 amino acids. The transcript is spliced from 12 exons. Gene Ontology annotation, cellular component: nucleus; ubiquitin ligase complex; cytosol.